UCCACACGAGGAGAAGCAACAGCUAGCAGCAGCUACGUCUGUCAGCAACAAGGCAUGCAAAAGUUUACAAACGCCAAUCCUUCGCCUUGAGCAGAACCAAAGACAGCGUUUGAUGAAACUAAGGACUCCUGGAAACGAGGAGUCAUGGCACGGCAUUCGUAACUGCUUGUUAUUUGUGUUAUUUUGGAGCUCCAAAUGUGUAAAAAAAGUGAACCGUGCUCGACGUCGAACAAGAUGGCAGCAAUAGUGGCAGCAGCACCGAUGCAGGGUUUGACGGUGGCGUGGCUCCUCGCUGCUAGCCUGUUCUCUGACGCGCUGGGUAAUGUGGUUUACGGGUCUUACUGAAGGUAUGGCCUCACAAGUCUUGGUUCAGCCAUCACAUGUGCACUCAGCUCAAACAAGUGCCUUAGGAACUAGCAGCAACAGCAGACACCCAGGGGAAGCCCACCUCAUUAAUCACGCCAGCAGAGCCUUUCACAUCCAACCCCCGCAGAAGACAUAUGUGAUUGGAGUCAACUAUGGAAUUGCCUACCCAAACAAUGUAAUCCCAUCAACAGUGGAUGCUGAUUUUGAAAGACUGCACAGGGCAACAGCAACUGAAGAAAGAGAGAAGAGGGCACUUCAUCCAACGGGAUUGCACUUUGAGAGCUUGGAUAGACUAGAAGGCCUUGCUAAGUUUAAAGAUCAGCCUGGUCUGUGUCAUAGCAGAGGGCCACAAGGAGGAGGACAGAAUUGUGUGGUAGGAAGUACACAUUGUGUCAGAUUUGAAGAGGAACGGGGCACAGACAAAACAGAAGGGGGCUAUGUAAACCUAAACUCAACUGAGACCCAGAGAUGCAAACAGAAGAUUGGUGAAGUCCGAGAACUACAGCGGGAUAAGAACUGUGUUGGAAUCAUGCAAAUAGUGGAUGAGGUAUCUGACAUACCUUCACUUCCUGGUCCUGUGGCAAUGUUGCAAACCAGCACUGAGAACGAUGACAUUGUUAGUGUAGAAGGUAAGGGGACCCUGCCUUCUCAAGAUAACAAGGUUGGCACAUGGACAGGUGUUAAGAAUGAAUUGAGUGGUACAAGGUCUAACGGCAGUCCUGAAGCGGUGGUUGGAGCAACAAUAAACAGAUCAGAAACAGUUGAUGGUGAUUAUCAAUUAAUUCAGCAUGAGGUGCUUUGCUCCAUGAAGAACAGCUAUGAGGUGUUGGAGUUCCUGGGUCGUGGAACCUUUGGUCAGGUGGUAAAGUGCUGGAAGAGGGGAACAAAUGAAGUGGUGGCCGUCAAAAUACUGAAGAACCACCCCUCGUAUGCACGCCAGGGACAAAUUGAGGUGGAGAUCCUUGCUCGGUUGAGCAGUGAGAAUGCAGAUGAGCACAACGUGGUGCGCGCUUUGGAGUGCUUUCAGCACCGCAGACACACAUGUUUGGUAUUUGAGAUGCUAGAGCAAAACCUCUAUGACUUCCUCAAGCAGAACAAGUUCAGCCCGUUGCCACUCAAAAUCAUCAGGCCUAUUCUGCUGCAGGUAGCAACAGCGUUAAAGAAACUAAAGUCCCUAGGUUUGAUUCAUGCUGACCUGAAGCCUGAGAACAUCAUGUUGGUAGACCCGUCCAGGCAGCCAUACAGAGUCAAGGUUAUUGACUUUGGCUCAGCCAGCCAUGUCUCAAAGGCUGUCUGCUCCACUUACCUGCAGUCCAGAUAUUACAGAGCUCCAGAGAUUAUUUUGGGCUUGCCAUUUUGUGAGGCUAUCGAUAUGUGGUCACUGGGAUGUGUUAUAGCUGAGCUUUUCCUAGGCUGGCCCCUAUAUCCAGGUGCUCUGGAAUAUGACCAGAUCCGAUACAUCUCCCAGACUCAGGGCCUCCCUGCAGAGCAUCUGCUAAAAAAGGGCACCAAGACCUCUCGUUUCUUCUGCAAAGACUCAGACUCUCCUUAUGCCUCCUGGAGACUAAAAACAACAGAAGAGCAUGAGAAAGAGACAGGACUUAAAUCCAAAGAAACCAGAAAAUAUAUCUUCAGCUGUCUGGAUGACAUUGCACACGUGAACUCAAUGCUGAGUCCUGACAACAGUGACAUGCAUGCAGAGAAAGCAGACAGGAGAGAAUUUGUCUCGCUAUUGAAGACCAUGCUGCUUAUUGAUGCAGAGGAAAGAACUGUUCCUUCCAACAUCCUCAGUCAUCCCUUCCUCACUAUGAUUCAUCUAUUGGACCACUUCCAUAGUAACCAUGUGCAGUCAUCUUUUCGGAUCAUGGACAUGUGUCAUGGCCGCCCCAACAACACAGUGUUUGAUGCUUUGAACCAGAACACCAUUCAUUUCCCAAGACCUCAUGUUGGCCAAACUGCUUCCUCUGGCCUCCCUCUGGGCUACAGCAACAUACCAGUUCACACACAGCCUGUUGCCCAAUCAGCUCCUUCAGUGUUGCAUCCUGGGAUAGCUAUAACAGCGAGAAAUGGACAGUUUGGAUGUACCGACUCUUUCCCACCUAUUCUUCUAUGCCCUCCCAACAUACAAGGUAACCUUAACCAAUCAGUAGGGUACUCAGUUCCUCUCGUACCCCAGGCUCCUCCUGUACAGCCCCUCCCAGUGAGACCUAGCAUAAUAACACAGCCAGCCUGGUCUAGCAGGGGUCAGCAGCUCUUGGUCCAAGCUGCCUGGCCACAGAUGACUGCAGUGGGUGUGACUCCGUCUCACCCUCUUCCACCACCUCAGUCUUCUCUGACCACAGACACAACAGCUGGGCCCCCAAGGAUCAGUGACUGGGGGAAAGUGCGUCCCCACACUAGGCAUUACAGUGCAUUGAUUCAGCAGCCUGUCCUGACCAGUCAGAUGCAGUCUGUCUCUGGCCAUCAGCCACUCAACAUUGGCAUUGCACAUGUUGUGUGGCCCCAGCCAACUAAUAAAAGAAACAGGCAGCAUCACAACAGGAACCUAUCCCACCCAGUUAACAACCACGCAUCACAGUGUCGAUCUCCCAAAAUGGCUAAUGUUGUCGGUCUGGCAGUGUUAGGAGGGAAUCAACCUCAGAGAGAGGUUCCUCAAGUGGAAACACAGCAGCAAGAAAAUCAAAACUCAGAUGAGGAGGAAAUUUUUUCUGAAGAGGAAGUGAACUGUCACACAGAGGAUGCACCAAACAAGGAACUACAGCGAGAUGUGCCACUUCUCAUGGAUGACACACCAAGUCCGGCACCCAGCGUAAUCAGCAUCCACAGUGAACCAACAUAUGAUGAAGUGGAGGAAGACAAACCACAGAUGUGCUGUCUGAGGAAGUGUGGAGAGCAGUGUGUAUGUGAGGUAUGCAGAAACACCAGUGUGACUAUGGAAAGAGUGUGUUCCCUUAGCAGUCCUGACAGCAGCCUCAGCACCAGUUCCUUUGCGUCCAACUCCAUUCACUCCAGCCCAUUGGCCUCACCCUGCAAAAGACACAACAGUAUGUCUGAAGAUGAUGGUCAUGAGAGUGGCUGUGAAACGGUGGAGGGCUCCCCUACCUCCAACACAUCGACAUCUCCCCAUGGAAACAGUCCGUAUUGUUUCCUCAACAGUGGUAACAACAAUUGCCGCCCAACCUUUGCUGCUGUGGUAGCACCGAUGCCCUCACCUGCAAUGCAGGGUAGGAGUCCUCGGGAUGCCAGGACAAUGGUUGUUCCACCAAUGAGAGUGCAGAACAAAAACACCCAAGGGACAGAGGAGCGUUUCCAGAGAACAGGUCAGAAGGAACCAGUAGGGGCUGACCGCCCCCUAGUGGGCCAUAAAGGCCUAACCAGAGUCCUGGUCCCGAUCCAAAGGGCGCUGCACCAUUGCAGGACAACAGAGCACUCCCUCCUCCAUCCCCCUCCUCCAAUCCACACCUCUUAUGUCAUGGCAACAAAAAGUGACUGGGCAGCAGCACCCCUUAGGCCUUGGACAGGUGCAGCCGUACGUUUCGAACCACAACAACAAAGAGUGGAACGGCAACCAUGGGCCACUACGGCCGCACGCCUACAUUCCUCCUACUGUCCACACCCACAACUUGCCACACCUGCCGCACAGCAGCCCUACACGCACAUUAGGUGCCCCCCACGCACAUACUCAGGGCCUGCCCACUCGCACCUUGUUGUCUUACCCACCCAGCGGCCCCCUUACCACGGCCCCCCACCCUAUGUUGACCUCUCAUCCUCCUAUGCUACAGCACGGCUACAGCCUCUCCCACACCCAGGGCGGCGCUAUAGUUCACCAGGUGACCAUGGGCAUCAGCAGCCACACUCAACAUCCUGGAUAUCCUGCGCACCCACACAGGCUCCUCCCUUCACCAACAGUCCACCCACAUCAACAGCCCAGCUAUGCCCACCACACACCCCAGUUCAAGCCUCCCUUCCCCCCUCCACUUCCCCCUCCUGUCCCAUACAUGGCCUCACCAGCUGCCUAUACAGGCUUCCCUCUGAGUCCCACCAAGCUCAGCCACCACCCUCAGUUCUCUUAUAUUUGAGGAGGAGGGUAUGUCCGCAGCAGUCCCCUAGGGUCAGGAAGGCCAUUGAUAAACAUAGUGUGGCUGCUACAUGGGCUGGUAGAGCAUCCGCCAGAGCACAAAACAAACACAUGACACAAAUAAGAGAAUACAUUUGAGAGUGUGAAAAGCAAUGCAGUUAUUUUUCGGAGGCCAGCUAAAUUCACGUCCUCUCUAAUAUGAAGGUUUAUAAGUCAGUUGGUCAGAGCAACUUCAGCUCUGACAGUCUCCCUGUAAAAUCAUGUCUGCAAGAAAAUACAUUUUGCAAAGUUUUAUAGCGCUUGGGAGAGGGAACACAUUCAAAAUAGUGAUAAAGAAAUUUAAGGCUUUGUCCUUUGCACGUUAACUUCUGUCAUGUUAUUUGUGGGGGGGUGGGGUGGGGGGGGAAACACUUGCGUGGCUUCCUUUCCCUUUUGUCUUUGUUGCCUUGUAGCAUGUGCAAACCACUCAGCUCCGUUAAAGCCAUUCUGGUCUGUGUUAACCAGGCUGAAGGCGCCCCUGUUGUUGUGUUGCCGCUGCCAUCUGCCAGUGCCUUAACAACAGUCCAAGAUGUCACUUGCAGCACUUACACUUGAGACUCUGAACUCAGUUCCUCCCACAUAAUGGUCUUUUUGGACAAAAUGAGGAUUGAUUGAUCUAUUAUCGGCUAAUGUUCAUCUUCAGUUUGCUUGAUAAGUAUGGAUAUACUUAAGAUACAGGCUGCACAUUUAGGGCUUUGACUGAAUUUUUUAUGUAUAUAAAGAGUGAUUUGAUAUUUUGAUAAUCAAUUUCUACUCACUAUAGUACUUAAUUCAGAACAGUAUUGUCACUGUUUACUGUAACUGCAAUACAAUCUAGCCUCUGGGUUGCUGUGUGUUUUUCCAAUUAGAUGUGCAGUUUUUAGAAGUUUGGGAGUGGCUUUAGCCUAAAAAGGACUGUUCUUUUAUAAGCCUCCCAAUGUUUGAAAGAACCUAGUAACUUACAGUAACCUUAUUGGGUGUUAAUUUCAUGUAUUUGUGCUAGACAAACCUGUCCUGUAUUGAACAUUCCUUCAGGGUGGAUAUGCAUAGUUGUGCUAUUCUUUUCAUAUUUGUUGCGUCUGUACUUGUUCAGCUGGUCUUUCAUGGCAAUCAGCACCAAAGACAUUGUUCAUCAAUCAUUUCUGAGGCAUGUUGAUACUAUUCUUUCAUCUCCAGCGAACUGUUGCAGUUAGACGUUGGAAUAUAUUGUCGAACCUGUUUUUGGAAAUGAGGUUGAGGUUUUAUUUUUCUGAGCUAUUUUGGCAAAUUUGUAUUUGGAAUGUAUCGACAUUAAGCUGCUAUGUACUGAUUAUCUGCCACUUUGUAGCUGUGAAUUUAGAGGAUUAAUCUCACGCAAGCCUGCAAUUAUCUUGUAUGUAUUGUAGUUGUGGUGACAAUAAAAGUGGCUUAUUUUGAUCAAUAGAGUAUAUUGAAUGCUAUCCUUACAUGCUAGCACCUCUGUAUAUUGGCUACAUUGUUUUGAAGUCAUUUUAAACUGCUGUAAUGGAAGUUAAGCAUUUUUUUUUUAUUAGGGUGUUCUGUGUGUGUGCCUCUAGCAUCAGUAUUUCAUUUUGAAAUGUAGGCUGAGAUCACUCUUAGAUUGUGUAAUCAGUGUGGUGUUCACUUAUCUUUGUUAUAAUUUGUAAUGUGACAUGGCUUUUUCCAUAUCGGGCUGUAUUUGCAACGCUUGUACUGUACAACGAGUGCCUUACUCCAAACUGGCUGAUGGAGGAUGUCUGGCAUUGAUAUGACUCGCAAAUGAGUGUAUUAGAUCCUCUUCAGAGGAUCAACCCCUAACUUUGACAUCACCAACAGGAUGUUUGAAAACAUUUUAAUAUAUAGACUAGGAAGAAAGUACAAGUCAGGGAAUGUUUAUUGCGCUCACCAAGAACAUGGUGCAGUAAUCAAAAACAUAGGACCUGAAUUUAGACAAAUGCAAAGCUUUACCGUCACACCUUGAAUGUAUUUGUGUAGACAGAGAAUGAUGGCCGAGCAAAGAGCUGUCUCCGUUUGUGAUAAGGUUCUUUGUGUGCAGUUUUUGCCAUAGGUGGGCGUAUGUUUUGAGUCAGGGGUUCCUCUAAAAUGCUUUAUCCGUCAAAGUUAAAGUUGCCCAAUCCUCAUCUAUUUAUUGUAAUGGUUUUGCUAUGUUGCUUAUGUAAAAGAUAUAUUUUAUAUACCUAUCUAAUUUGCUACCUUGUUAAUCGCCCUAAAAAAAAAAAUGAGGCUGCACUGUGCAGCCAAGAUUUUUAAUUUUAUUUGUGUAUUUGUCCCUGUGUUGUGGCACAGUAAAAAUGUUCUCUUCCUCCAUUGCUGGCCCAUUUGAAGUAUCUCACUUACAACGCUAUUGUUUGUCAGCAACACCUGUGAUGAGAUGAAAACAUGUUUCAUUUCAGUGACGUCCCGUAAUCCCCCACCACUUUGGUUGGAUUACGUAGCCUAGAUAAUCCAUGCAGCCUCACCAAAGUCACCAAAAGGGUCAAACGGUCCCACAGCCACAUAGAGCACAGCAGCCUUAAGUAACAAAGCAGGCGUAUUUUCAACUCAGAUUUCAACAUCUCCCUCAAAUUCUAAUGCAUUUGUAUUUAAUAACAUGCAAUGCCAUGUAGUCCGUUAAUUUGCAUCUACUGUGCUGGUACUUGUAUGAAGUGAACUCAUCAUACAAGUGUGGAAAAUUAGUUUUUGUGUGCCGAGCUACAAAAAUGCUGAGUUAAAAAGUCCUCAUAGACUCAUUCAAAGUAUGAUUUGUUACCACAGUUCUCUAAUUAUUUGGUUGUUUGUUUUUAUUUACUCAAUUAUGUAGACACGGUUGGAAAGUUGAAACCAUUGCUGUUCCAAAUGAGUGUAUAUUUGUGUGGGUUUUAUGAUUUGUGUGUUCUAAAUGCUACGCUAGUUUGACAUGUAGCAACUGCACUGUGCAAUAUACAACAUUAUGAGGACUGGGGAAAACGAUCAUUGUUUGGCAGUUGUGUGUCUUAAGACUCUGAUUUCUUCCCGCCCCAACUGGAGUUCUCAGUUAUCGUGUGACCAGGCCUUGUUAUGUACUCAAGUCACAAAAAGCGGGUUCCUUCUUGGUGACUUUAUGGAAAAUGUCAAAUUAUGAAUUGAUGGUGUACAAUGUCAAGAUUCACUUUGAAAUAAAAAUCUCUUUUGCUUCAA
This is a messenger RNA of Dunckerocampus dactyliophorus (ringed pipefish), 7618 nucleotides long. It is a transcript of the gene hipk3a, whose product is annotated as homeodomain interacting protein kinase 3a. Gene Ontology annotation, cellular component: cytoplasm; nucleus; PML body. Gene Ontology annotation, molecular function: ATP binding; protein serine/threonine kinase activity; protein tyrosine kinase activity. The coding region runs from base 323 to 4582 and encodes 1419 amino acids. Lineage: Eukaryota; Metazoa; Chordata; Actinopteri; Syngnathiformes; Syngnathidae. Gene Ontology annotation, biological process: peptidyl-threonine phosphorylation; peptidyl-serine phosphorylation. The record is from RefSeq and is a predicted model, not a curated record. The transcript is spliced from 19 exons.